AUGAGGCGCCGAGGCCAACCGUUCUGCUGCUGCGCCUUCCCGCUUGUUAAGCUGGGCGCCUACUUGAUUGCCAUCGAGACAGCAUUUGUGGCGCUGUGUAUUGGCGUGAUCGCCCUCGCCGCGCCGGUGAUUGUGGGGGGGAUGGGCGCGAUUCCCAGCUGGGGCAAGUAUGUCGUCGCAGUGAUCUGCUUCUUACUGGCCGCGUGGCAGAUCUACGGGUUCUCGACGAUCCUCGUGGACCACACGGGCCUGUACCGCCUCUACUGGAUCGUGAACCUCAUUGCCACCCUGGUCGUGCUCUGUUUCACUAUCGCCUUUACGGUGACCGCUGCAGGCAAGCAUAACAGCGCAAUCGAUGAGUGCAUGGCACGCUUUGAGGGAUCACUUGCCUAUAACGGCCUCGGCAUUCAGCAGGUGGACGACGCCCUCAAUAAUGGCCGCCACAAGUUGUGUGAUAUCUUGUCGUGGGCGGACGUUGGGCUGAUGGGCGGCCUCGUCGUCGUCGUGGGCCUGGUCCAGCUGUACAUGUGCGCGAUGCAGUCACUGUACGGCAAGCGCCAACGCGCUGCGGAAAAGGCAUCCGUGUCGCGGCCCGACCCGGAUGUAGUGCCGAUGCGACAGGGCCAUGCGUGGGACUCGCGCGGUGCGCCCAAGUACGCGCCCGUGGUGAACCAGGAUGCGGCGCCGGCUGGUCCUCUCUAUGAGACGUACACGCGGUAG
Malassezia sympodialis ATCC 42132 is the source of this 720-nucleotide messenger RNA. RefSeq lists its product as uncharacterized. NCBI's taxonomy places the organism in Eukaryota, Fungi, Basidiomycota, Malasseziomycetes, Malasseziales, Malasseziaceae. The record is from RefSeq and is a predicted model, not a curated record.